This is a messenger RNA of Carcharodon carcharias (great white shark), 2352 nucleotides long. RefSeq names its product CCN family member 1-like. The transcript is spliced from 5 exons. Gene Ontology annotation, biological process: signal transduction. The record is from RefSeq and is a predicted model, not a curated record. Gene Ontology annotation, cellular component: extracellular region. NCBI's taxonomy places the organism in Eukaryota, Metazoa, Chordata, Chondrichthyes, Lamniformes, Lamnidae. Bases 235 to 1329 code for a protein of 364 amino acids. Gene Ontology annotation, molecular function: protein binding.
UUAUAAAAGGAAGAGAGCUUCAAGCAGCUUCUACACCAGGCAAGCAGCAGCUAUUGGAUUGAGCAGGGUCUGUCGAGACGGGAGCAGGAGGAAACAGCGGCCACCAAGGCACAUACAGACUGAGAGAGAGAGAGAGAGAGAGAGAGAGACCAGCAACUUGCUGAAGAUCAGCUCGUGUCAGAUCAGAGGGAAAAAGAAACACUUCCGAGACCCCAACUAUCCCCCCUCCCCAAAAUGUUCCACUCUGCAGCAUUCGCUGUCCUUCUCGCUAUCCGUCUUGCUGAGGCAAUGUUAACCUGCCCGUCGAAAUGCCAGUGCCCCCAGGAGAUGACAAGCUGCCCCCCGGGGGUCAGUCUAGUGCUGGACGGCUGUGGAUGUUGUCGGGUCUGUGCCAAGCAGCUCAAUGAAGAUUGCAGCAAAUCGCAGCCUUGUGAUCACACCAAGGGGUUACAGUGCAACUUCGGAGCGAGUCCCAGCGCCCUUCAGGGGAUCUGCAGAGCGAGAUCUGAAGGAAGACCUUGCGAGUACAACAGUAAAAUUUACCAAAAUGGGGAGAUCUUCCAACCUAAUUGCAAGCAUCAGUGCACUUGUAUCGAUGGAGCGGUGGGCUGUAUCCCUCUGUGCCCCCAGGAGCUCUCAUUGCCCAACAUGGGCUGCCCUAACCCACGGCUGGUUAAGGUCCCAGGCCAGUGCUGCGAGGAAUGGGUUUGCGAAGGGAACAAGGCAGUGUUGGAGGCUGAGGGCACGGAGGGCUUCUUCAAUCAAGAGACUGUUCUGAAGCCAUGGCAGGAGGGACUGCUCCACAACAAUGAACUGCUCUCCCUCCUCAGAGGAGGCCUCAAAAGUCUACCAGCUUGGAGACCCAAGUGUUUUGUCCAGACCACAGAAUGGUCCCAGUGUUCCAGGACUUGUGGGUCAGGCAUCUCCACAAGAGUCACCAAUGACAACCCUGACUGCAAACUUCGGAAAGAGACCAGAAUCUGUGACAUCCGCCCUUGUGACCAGCUGACGUUUCCAAACCUUAAAAAAGGAAAGAAGUGCUACAAAGCCAAGAAGCCCAGCACAGCCGUACACUUCACCUAUGCAGGUUGUGCCAGUGUGAAGAGAUACCGCACCAAGCACUGUGGCUCGUGUGUCGAUGGGCGUUGCUGCACUCCUCAACAGACCCGGACUGUCCGCGUUCGCUUCCGCUGUGAUGAUGGGGAGACCUUCACCAGGAACAUGAUGAUGAUUCAGUCCUGUAGAUGCCACUACAACUGCCCCCAUCAUAACGAAGCCUCCAAUCCUUAUGUCAUGUUGCACAAUGACAUUCACAAGUUCCUAGAUUGACAAACUGUGUAGGUGCAGGCAGGAGGGGUGUUUUGACGAGACCGGCAUGAGCAGGCAGAGGAAGAGUCAACUGGCAUCAUGAGUUAGGAAAAAGGGACGCGAUUCAAAUGGGAUCGCAGUACAGCUCUUAAAGGGGCAGGAUUUAUUUAUUUAUCCUUUUUUUUUAGCUUUGAAAGAGAUUCUUGUCAUGGUUAUACAUAUAACCAGCAAAAUUCAUAUCCUCAAAGUUUUGCACUGGCCCCAGCUAUAUUUUCCCUAACUAAACGCCAUAUCAGUUCCAGUGUAAGGUUAGGGAUUGGUGAAUGCUUUUGAGAAGACUGGGGUUUUUGAAGGGGCUGUUGUGUAACUUUUUUACACAUCGUACAUGAAACAACAUGAUAAGGGAUGGGGGGGGGGGGGGUGGGCGGAAGGUGGCCAGAGAUGAUUAUACUGUAGCUAUACCUAUGUGCACUGUGCAGCGUUGCCCUUGUGGCUGCUAAGACUGAGGGAACGGUCAACCCUCAAAGUUAAAUGAAAGCUUCAAUUUAUUGGAGCAAGGAGAUAGCUUCAUUUUGGAGCAUGUUUUCCCAACUUUUGUUCUAUUUGUAACAAAGUGAUGUAUAUUUGUAUUAUUAUAUAAUGUCUUACCGUGUAUCAUUAGCAGUGUAUUGUCUUUUAUCAAGUGCUUGUGUGAAAACAUGGUUGUAAUUGAAAAUGUAAUAAUAGUCAAGAGUUCCCGAGCAAGGAAAUUGUGUUGGUUUGCUUACACAACCCAUAUGUGGGUCACAUUGUUUCCUGAAGUGAGCCACAUGGCUCACGUUAUGUGGCAGCUAGUAACCAACUCUCUUAAAAGCUUGCGCUGUCUACUAUGCAUAGCACAGCAAACAGCAUCAGUUAUUACAAAUCCUGCAGUAUAUUCUUUUCAAUGUUGCAUUAUUUAUCAAAAUGUAGCAAAUUCUAUUGGGAUACAGAAAAAAAUGUCAUACUGGAAUGAAAUGUACAUAGAUUUAAUUUUUUUAAAAAAUAAACAAUUUAUUUAUGGAA